AUGAGUGGCACUUCAAAGCAACAACCGGGUGAUGGUGGCAAAAGUCCACAGUGUAGCCGGUCAGUAUUACCAGAGGAAGAAGCUGAUCAAAUAGUUAACUCGGGUGGAGGAGAAGUUGCUCUAAAGAAAGGUAUCGAAGCUGAUCAAACAGUUAAUGCGGGUGGAGGAGAAGUUGCUCUUAAGAAAGGUAGCACUUCAACGCGAAAACGUAAAGUGUCAUCAUUAUCAAGUGGCAGUGAUGUUGGUAAAAGGUCAAAGCUUAGCCGAUCAAUAUUACCGGAGGAAGAAGCUGAUCAAAGAGAUAAUGCCGGUGAAGGAGAAGUUGCUCUAAAGAAAGGUCCGUGGACAAAGGAAGAGGAUGAAAAUUUGAAAGAUCAUAUCAAAAAGCAUGGAGAGGGAAACUGUAAAGCAGUCCAAAAGGAAUCAGGACUUGCUCGCUGUGGGAAAAGCUGUCGUCUCCGAUGGUCAAAUCACUUGAGGCCAGGAGUGAAAAAAGGUUCGUUUACUGCCGAAGAAGAACGCCUAAUCAUUGAGUGCCACUUUCUGAUGGGAAACAAGUGGGCUCAUAUGGCUACAUUGUUUCCUAGACGUACAGAUAAUGAGAUAAGGAACUUUUGGUACACAAUAUCUAAGAAACGGAAACGAGAUGGCUUACCAAUCUAUCCUGACGAGAUAACAUCCAAAUAUUCGUUAAAUGACAGUCAAGAAAGUGCUGACACAUUGCCAAAUGAAUCCAACCAGAAUGAUGAAACAGAAACCUUCAACUUGGAUAUAUCUGACUUGGACCUUAAAUAUUACAAAUUCCGCCCAGAUAUGGUGCCACCACUUUUUGAUUCUCAAGAUUACAAACCAAUUAGCGACUUGGUUAGACAGUGCUCAGAUUCGUCUCAUAAUACCUUAUACAUGCCUAGUGCAGUAGUUCAACAAAGAUAUAGUAGCAGGAAUGCUGCUGUCCCGGAAGUGUUUGAUCAGUAUGGACAAUACCCUAUGUUGUCUACUUCAUGUGAUCUGAUUCUUAACACCAACCUUCUUCAUGGAUAUGAUAACCCUAUAACUGGUUUUAAUUCCGCGUCAAAUAUCUCUUUUUCUGACCCCAUAUAUGGGUCCAUGAAUUUUGAGCCCCCUUCAUUCUAA
Molecule: messenger RNA, 1134 nt
Organism: Lathyrus sativus (Indian pea)
Lineage: Eukaryota; Viridiplantae; Streptophyta; Magnoliopsida; Fabales; Fabaceae
Source: the annotation of a GenBank genome assembly